CAAGAACAGCAAAACAACUCCGAUCAUCUCACCGGUAAUAUGCAGUGUAAUAUUGUGCACAAAUGAACGAGUGCUAUUCGUGGCUAUCCGAACUCCAUCUGCAAUGUCAGUAUCUUCACCGGUUCUCGAGCGCUGAAUAUUCCAUGUGAAACUGGCUGCACCUCAGUCCCGCAACCCAUCCAGACACGAAGUACCGAACACGCGUACACGGCCCAGCGAAGAGUCGUCUCGCAGCGACCAUCCUGAAUAUCAUGUUAGAUGAUACCAAAAAACUGGACAAUGGGAUCAAAGCAUCUCGUAUCAACCUGUCGCAUGAGAUCGAUGAGAUUCUGAAGCAUCAGGUUGUACGCGCGCACGCGGAGCGCUGGAGCCAUGAUCUUCGUUUCCUCACCUUUGAUGAUUCCGGCGGUUUCUGUGAUGAAAAAGGAUUCAUUCCUUCCGACAAACCCGAUGAAACAUCUGAAGGAACACGAUCAAUCCCCGCUUCCAUCACUGGACAGUGUCAAAAGUGUGAGCUUCGAACUCCAGUUCCUUCUGGCCACCGGUGCACGUCGCAUUUCCAAGGGACACACAACAAUGAAGAACGCGACAAGGCUCUCAAAGCAUACACAAAUCCGUGCGUACAUAUCUGCGAACUCACCUGCGCCCACUGUAGCCACAUUCCUCUUUUCCCCAACAAUGGUACUAUCACCUCCUUCAAAAUCCGUCGAAUUGACCCAAAGGCUUGGACUCAAUGCCGACAUUUUGUUGCUCUGUCGUACUGUUGGGCAGCAGAAGGUACUGAGUUUGGAGGAUCUCCAAAAGCACCCUACACGGUCAUUGAAGAAGAUGGCCGGCUCCGCAAUAUGCGUGCUAGUAGCGCAACCAUCGAUCGAGCUGUCGAUUUCGCAAGACAAAACGGCUUUCGGAUGAUAUGGAUCGACCAGGAGUGUAUAGAGCAGGAUAAGCCCUCAGAGAAGGAGUUAGCUGUUCAGGCAAUGGAUCUAGUAUACCUUGAGGCUCACACCUCUAUCGCGUUACUGCACACAAACCUCGAACAAAAACAUCUCAAUGCUCUACUUCUGGCGUAUGAGGCCAACCAUGCGCAUACCCUGAGCACACGGCGUGGACGUCCGAGACUCGAUGGUCGUCGAGGCCUCAACCUCGUGGAUCUGACCGAGGCCGUCUCACUGAUUGCCAACGACAAGUGGAACACCCGUGCAUGGGUACUUCAGGAAGCCUUUGUUUCGAGCGGUAACAUGACCUUACUUUUUCCACGCUCACGCAACGUCGAUGUAAGAAGCUGGACUCUCGUCUGCCACGAAAUGUCUCUUUCGGAGAUUGCUAUUCGUUUGGACGUGAUAGUCUCAUGCAUAAGAUCGUGCUUCAGCUCUGUCAGCGCUGUUCUCAAUCGCCAGAUUGCCGCCUUAGACAACCCGAAAACCACCACGCAUGUUCCACAUGCUUCCUCUUCUGAGCUCAAGCAUACGUUGGAGCGAAUCGUUCUCUUCCAUCCACAGGAACCGCGCCGUGUAGCAUCAAUGACGAUUAGGCUAAACACGUCGAGGUUGAAACGGACGUGUAAUGCAGCCGUCGCGCUGACCUACCUGAGGUUGCGGGAUCUCCAAUGUGUGGCCGAUAAACUGGCGAUUGUCGCCAACAUGUGUGGGUAUACUGUCAGGCUGAAUACCGCGAAGAUGGAAGAGACACAGGAGAGCCUUGGUCUCUGCAUGAUAGCACUGAGCCUCGCGAAUGGAGACUUUUCAUUGAUCACACCCGAGGUCUACCGUUUCCCGGCAGGCAAAGGUCUCGCUAGAAUUUCACCUGGAAACGAAGAAUCCGAGAAAGCCGACUUUUCGUGGAGUACGGAUGUCUGCUCGCAGUUGAAGUACAUCUACACCGAAUCCUGGAAUCCUCAUGGAAACUAUGCGUCCCUCGGUGUUGGCUCCACGAUGAGUCUGUCAAGCUCGGGCCUGUCUCUAGUCGGAAUGAUCUGGAACAUGGAUCAAUAUAUUGACAUGCAGCACCUCAGGAACAAGUAUGGCAGUUCCUGGGCUUCUAUGAAUAGGAACCUGGCCAAGACCCCACACGAGACGGUUCGACUGGGGACCACUCAUCUCUUGUUUGAGAUCAUACAGGACUUGAUCUUGCAGGAUGAAAUCCAGGUCGCCGAUGCAAUCCUGAACUCGACAUCAAAUCCUCGGUGGCAAGCACACUCGCCCGAACGAGGAAUCGAGACUGUGCUGCAACUGCCCCCUGGACUGAGUAUUGAAAACAGAGGGGGCAUGUUUACACUCGAUCGGAGUGACGACAACAGGUUCCAUCAGUGCUGGAUCAUAGAUCGCGUCAUGAGCAAAGGCGGCUUCUGGGUGGGCCAUAUUGCGAACACGCCGCAACAAGCCGACGCCGCCUCGAUAGAAGCCCGGGCCCAGACGCGAGGCAAAAGCGACCACGCACUCGACGCGGGGCGGCAUCAGUCGACCCUCCUCACGCACUGGCUGUUAAGCAAUCUCCUGUCAUUUACGCAAAACACCUCCGACGAGCCCGAAGCCAAAGGCGACACAGACGUGGCCUCCGUUGUGCUAAAGCAAGGCGACUUGCUAGCCUCACUGUGCACCGUCCUCAACACCGAACCCGAGGGCCGCAGCAAAGCGCUCGCCGAGCGCCGAGCCAUCUUCGACGUCGACGGGGACACCAGCGGGAGCUGCUUGGUCUUCCAGCCCUACCACAUGAUGCUAGAGUCAAUCCCAAGACCGGAACUGCGCAGCAUGAGCGUAUCCUGGAGGGUCGAGCAUGUGGAGGAUCUAGAGAAGCAGGGCGUCGAGGAUACCACGGGUGGGAAUGGAGAAGGGAAGAAGGAGCAGGUCUAUAAGACUCGCGGUGCGGUGCAGGGCAUGUGGAAGUACAACACCAUCAUAGGGAGUCGAGUUUCUUUGGUCUGAUACAGGGAGACGAGAAGGGAGGUUUUGUUGUACUUACUCCGUGGAGCGAAAUUGUUUGAGGGCACGGCGAAAAUUUCGUGGUUCUCAGUUGCGCUUGAGAUAAUGCAGCCUGCUGGGCGCCGGGUGCCGAUAUAUCCGUUUUGUAAAAUUGCGGGACUGGUGAAGCCAGGUAACGCGUAUACGGUAUGUUGUUGCGAAACCGAUAAUGCGCUUCCUGACGCUGCG
Messenger RNA from Boeremia exigua, 3146 nucleotides. Its product is annotated as heterokaryon incompatibility protein-domain-containing protein. The coding region runs from base 252 to 2921 and encodes 889 amino acids. The record is from RefSeq and is a predicted model, not a curated record. Lineage: Eukaryota; Fungi; Ascomycota; Dothideomycetes; Pleosporales; Didymellaceae. The transcript has 5 exons.